This is a messenger RNA of Salvia splendens (bonfire salvia), 2316 nucleotides long. RefSeq names its product protein LYK2. Lineage: Eukaryota; Viridiplantae; Streptophyta; Magnoliopsida; Lamiales; Lamiaceae. Gene Ontology annotation, molecular function: ATP binding; protein kinase activity. Bases 169 to 2046 code for a protein of 625 amino acids. The transcript has a single exon. The record is from RefSeq and is a predicted model, not a curated record. Gene Ontology annotation, biological process: protein phosphorylation.
CAUAAAAAAUAACACUAACCUGUGCUAAAUCCAAGAAUCUUGUCCCUCAAUUCUCCUUAUUAAAUAGAUAAACCUUGUUAUAUAUCCAAAAAUAUUCACACCACCCCCGCCCACCUUAUAAAAGUUGCUCCCAUUUCUUCUUUAGCUUAGUUUUUUUUUCUCUUGUGUAUGUCUUACACAAAUAUGAUGCAAGUCACAGUUUUUGUAUUCUUCCAUCUUGUUAUUACAUCUGCACUUAGCCUAAACUGUGACAAAUUCCCUACAUCACAAGACUAUCAAUGUCUUGAUAAAACACCUGAUAAAAAAUGCAAUACUUAUGCUAUCCUUCAUGCUAACUCUCACUACUCAUCCCUCUCAAAUCUAACCUCUUUGCUGAGACUUGCUCCGGCCGAUCUUUUAGAAGCAAACGCCUUCUCCAACUCCGUUAACUUCUUGAUCCCGAUCCAAUGCAAGUGCAGCAGCAAUGGCUUCUCCACAGCUGAAUUGACAAAGAUUAGCAUCAAAGGUGAGAGCUUCUCUGACAUUGCUGAAUCCCUCAUGGGCUUGACUUCUUGCUGCGCCAUCAAGGCGAAAAACCCGAGCAUCCCGCCAUGGAACAUUCCAGAAGGAAAGAGCAUUAUAGUCCCAGUGAAGUGUGCCUGCCCUGCUCCGGAUGAUUCUAGAAAGUUCCUAGUGACUUAUCCUGUUAAGGCAGGCGACACACUAACUGAAUUAGCUGCAAAGUUUAAUGUAACCCGAGAUUUAUUAGUCUCUGCUAAUGCUAAGUAUUCAGCAUUAGGUUUCAAACAAGAACAAGACAACCUCGUACCAACCUCAACACUUGUGAUUCCUUCACAAGGGAAGCCAAUUCUCGGCUUCCUGGAGAGGCCGGAAGAGAGCAUCCGUGUUAAGAAGCAGCGAAGGAGGAGGAGGAAGACGAAGAAGUGGAUGAUUGGAGUGUUUGCAGCGAUUGGAGUGAUCGGUUUCUUGGCUUGCAUAGGCGUCGGAUUAGCCUUUUUCUUCACUAAUGUGAGGAAAAAGAGGGAGGAGAGUUCUAUAAAGAGAAAGAGGGCUUCGGAUGUGGAAAUGCAGCAGCUGAGUUUAAGCAUCAGGACGACGAGCGACAAGAAGGUGUCGUUCGAGGGGUCUCAGUACAACGUGGAGGAGGCGACGAAGGGGAGGGUGGAGAGCUACGCGUUUGAGGAUCUGCACAAGGCGACGGAGGGGUUCAGCUCCAGCAACCUCAUUGCUGGCUCUGUUUUCCAAGGCCGUUUCAAUGGGAAAAACGUGGCUGUGAAGCGCGUUUCUUGGGAGAAAAUGAGCAAGAUGGAUUGUGAGGUGGUGGUAAAUGGAGCCGUCCAUGGCCACCCCAACAUCAUGGCAAUGCUGGGGACUUGCUUGGUUGAAGGAUCUGAUUCUUUCAUCGUGUUUGAGUAUGCGAAGAAUGGCUCAUUGAAGGACUGGAUCCAUGGGGGAUUGGCGAUCAAGAGCCAUUUCAUUGCUUCUUGCAGCUGCUUCCUCACUUGGAAUCAGAGGAUUAAAAUCUGCCUAGAUGUAGCUACCGCGUUGCAGCAUAUGCACCACAUCAUGAACCCGAGUUGCGUUCAUGGGAACGUAAGGAGUCGGAACAUAUUCCUCGACGAAGAUUUCACUGCAAAACUAGGUUUGGUGAAGUUGGGAGAAGAACAAGAGUCAGACAACGGGUAUUUAGCACCGGAGUUUGUCAGUCAAGGUACGGUCUCGACUGGGAUGGAUGUGUUCGCUUUGGGUGUGGUGAUGCUGGAGGUUCUAUCCGGGAAGCCUCCAGUGGAAAGAGACGGGGCAGGGAAGGUGUCGGACGAGAUUAAGAGGAUUCUGGAAACAGAGGAAACAGGGGAACUCAGGGGAUGGAUGGAUGGUGCAUUGGGUGAGAGUUAUUGCUUCGAUGUGGGUGUGGCUGUGAUGUUGGCCAAUGUUGCGAGAUCUUGUGUGGAAGACGACGUGUCGUUGAGGCCUAAUGCGGGGGAGAUCGUCGAGAAGUUGCUCAGAUUAGUCGAGGAGUUGCCGGAGAAGGACCAGUUAAGUUGAGUAUGUGUUGUUAGUAUAGUGCUAUGGCCCAAGGAGAUGUGAAAGUUGGUCUUAUUAGUUUAUGUAUACUUGUUAUAGGUUGUUCAACCUAAAAGUCUUAUUUUGUCAAGUUAGGUAUCGAAUUAGUACAUAUAAAUGAUAGGUAACGUUUAAGUUGUAUUUGUACUUUAGCACUUGAGGGGCAUAAAUUGUACCCUUUUCUAUAACAUUAGUAAUAUGAUGAAAUGAAUCACAAAUUGAAUGAAAACUCUACUCACAUUACAAAGUGAA